CGCCAAACGUGCGAGCGUGAGGAGGUGGGUGGGGAAGCAGGACUACACCCUCCGCCAGCCGUCGACGACGCUAGAUCAUUUCUGGCCACCUCGCAGGAAUGUCCUCGCAUGUGGCUCCCUUCUCCGAAGGUGGAUAAGCCUCUCUCUCCGCCGAGGGACUGGGCGCUGCUGCUGCUUCAGGAGCCGAGGGCUUUCCUUCCCCCCCGAUGGAUGCCGUGCGCGCCACUUCUGCUCCGUGCCCAGAAACUGUCUCAGGCUUGCCCAGGACAUUUCGGCGGCGCUUCGGGGCUGGUGAAGAAUGCAGGGAGGCAGCAGCGCAAAGCUGCGUCCGGAUGGGAAUCUGCUGGCCUCUCCGGAGCAGCUGCUGCUGCUACUGAGCUAACCUCUCCCUGGGCAGGAGGAGGAGGAAGAAGAAGAGGAGUAGGUCAGGUUAGUGGUGCCUGCUCCCCUCCCUCUCCUUCCCCUCCCCGAGCAAGAGCCAUCCUCCCCGAGGCUGCGCUGCCUGCCUGCCUGUUUGGGCAGGGCAGAUUUGGAGAGGCGCUUUGGCGAGGGCGCAGCCUCGCCGCUUUCCUGAAGAAGAGGGACCCUUGCGCUCUUCCCACCGCCUCACCUGCGCCUGCAGCUGCUGCGGGGCAGAGGUCUGGCUCCGGAUCCAGGCUCUUGGCGUCCCCUGAGGCCACACACACACACACACGCCCCUCGGACUCGUCUCCAGGAAGCCCCUCGGCGCACCCGGAGAGGCGCCAAGGGGGUGCCACCACCCACGUCUCCAGGACGCAGCGGUCCCCCGCCGGGCUGGCCAUGCUGGGGCUCCGGCGCGACCGGCUGCUCAUCCUGCUGCUGCUGGGGGCGCUGCUGAGCGCCGAUCUCUACUUCCACCUCUGGCCCCAAGUGCGGCGCCGCCUGGCCCGCGCCGGAGCGCACGGGCCGGGCUGCUCCUGCCCCGCUGAAGAAGCCGCCGCCUGGCCCCCUAGCACCAUGCCCUGGACGCGGCUGCCGGAGCAGCGCAGCACCCAGACGGCCGGCUCCAAGCUGCGGAGGCUCUUCUCGCACCCGCUCUACAGCGCCCCCGAGGGGCCGGCCGAGAAGCUGCUCAGCGGGCAGGAGGCGCUGCGCUACUACCGACGCAAAGUGGCCCGCUGGAACAGGAGACACAAGAUUUACAGAGAGGAGCGCAACCUCACCUCGGACUCAAUAACGCAGCUCAGGCAGGAGGCAAGCUGGCUCCAGUUCCACCUGGGAAUCAAUCGCUAUGCCUUGUACCCACGGUCCAGCCCUCCGAUUGACCAGCUCCUCCGGGACACGCAAAACUUUGGAACCAUCAGCGCUGAUUACAGCCAGGACGAGAAAGCAUUGCUGGGUGCCUGUGACUGCACACAAAUUGUCAAGCCCAGUGGUGUGCACCUGAAACUUGUUCUGCGGUUCCAGGACUUUGGCAAAGCCAUGUUCAAACCCAUGAGACAGAAACGAGAUGAGGAGACUCCAGAAGACUUUUUCUAUUUUGUUGACUUUCAAAGGCACAAUGCAGAAAUAGCUGCCUUCCACCUCGACAGAAUCCUGGAUUUCCGCCGCGUCCCUCCGGUGGUUGGGAGAAUGAUUAACGUUACAAAGGAAAUCUUAGAGGUCACCAAAAAUGAAAUCCUGCAAAGUGUCUUUUUUGUUUCACCAGCCAGCAAUGUCUGUUUCUUUGCCAAAUGCCCUUAUAUGUGCAAGACAGAAUAUGCCGUGUGUGGGAAUCCUCACCUGCUGGAAGGAUCCCUCUCUGUUUUCCUACCAUCCCUCAACCUGGCACCAAGAAUCUCCAUCCCAAACCCGUGGAUACGAUCCUACACCUUUACUGGAAAAGAGGAAUGGGAAGUGAAUCCACUCUACUGCAACACAGUGAAGGAGAUUUAUCCUUACAGCAGUGGCAGUCGGCUACUCAAUAUCAUCGACAUGGCAAUAUUUGACUUCUUAAUAGGCAACAUGGACCGUCAUCAUUACGAGAUGUUCACAAAGUUUGGAGAUGAUGGCUUUUUGCUCCAUUUGGACAAUGCAAGAGGUUUUGGGAAGCAUUCCCAUGAUGAGAUCUCCAUCCUGGCUCCACUCGAACAGUGUUGCAUAAUAAAGAAGACUACGUUAUUACGGCUACAGCUCUUGGCGCAACCAGCUUACAAACUCAGCGACAUCAUGCGGGAAUCCUUGCUUGAGGAUCGCCUAGCCCCUGUGCUUACAGAACCCCACCUUUUGGCACUAGACAGGAGGCUACAGAUCAUCCUGAAGGCGGUGGAGGAAUGCAUAGAGGCUAAUGGAGAGGACAAUGUUGUGAUUGAUGCUAAGCCCCUGGAGACAGAUGCCUUUGACAGAAUGACACAGCCAAGCUAGAGACCUAGGGGAUAAACCAGAACCUGAACUUUUUAAUUGGUGACUGUUCGCCUCUACCCCUGGACAACUGUGAUUGACAAGAGGGAUGGUCUCUGUCACACCGAAAUCUAAACACGCUGCUGGGCAGGUGAUUAAAGACUGCACCACGGGUCUGAGUCUCUUUUGCAUAUGCAUAACCAGAAAUCUUAUCCCAUUAUCACCACCAGUGACCUUUGUGCAUCUUCUCCAGGAGACCUGAAUAAAUGGGGCACUCUGUAGCUGCGAAGCAGA
Molecule: messenger RNA, 2634 nt
Organism: Podarcis muralis (Common wall lizard)
Lineage: Eukaryota; Metazoa; Chordata; Lepidosauria; Squamata; Lacertidae
Gene: FAM20A
Product: FAM20A golgi associated secretory pathway pseudokinase
Biological process (GO): enamel mineralization
Cellular component (GO): Golgi apparatus
Molecular function (GO): protein serine/threonine kinase activator activity
Source: RefSeq, a predicted model, not a curated record